CAGCUCGCACGCUUUCCUUCCGCGGCUUCAAACGCAAACCUGACGAGUUAGCACACCGGCUAUCAGACAAAUAAAGACACAAUGAGCAAAGCGCACCCACCAGAGCUGAAGAAAUUUAUGGACAAGAAGCUUUCAUUGAAGCUGAAUGGAGGCAGACACGUGCAGGGCAUCCUGCGAGGGUUCGACCCCUUCAUGAACCUGGUGAUGGACGACUGUCUGGAGAUGGGCCCAGGAGGACAGCAGAGCACCAUCGGCAUGGUGGUGAUCAGAGGAAACAGCAUCAUCAUGUUGGAGGCCUUAGAGAGAGUAUGAGAGGACCGGAGAUGGAGCGACACAUUUUUACAUUCUUUGUCCCAGUUUAACCUUUGUAUGUCUGAGUUGAGAUGUUUGGAUGGUUUUAGUGAAUAAAUCUUUUUUUCAGUUUG
Austrofundulus limnaeus is the source of this 425-nucleotide messenger RNA. RefSeq names its product small nuclear ribonucleoprotein polypeptide G (gene snrpg). Gene Ontology annotation, molecular function: RNA binding. NCBI's taxonomy places the organism in Eukaryota, Metazoa, Chordata, Actinopteri, Cyprinodontiformes, Rivulidae. Gene Ontology annotation, biological process: mRNA splicing, via spliceosome; spliceosomal snRNP assembly. The record is from RefSeq and is a predicted model, not a curated record. Gene Ontology annotation, cellular component: spliceosomal tri-snRNP complex; SMN-Sm protein complex; U4 snRNP. Bases 82 to 312 code for a protein of 76 amino acids. The transcript has 4 exons.